ACUAGUUUAAAGGCAGUGCACGCACAGCGGAGCGGUCAAUAGCUUCCAACACAACACUCGUUGGGCCCGCACAAAAGCAAUGAACUUAAGCUAAAUGGGUGUAUCACACUUUCGGUCGCCACUUCAAUUGCUCUUGUUUUUUCUGGCGCAUCUUGUGAAUGGAUUAUUGGACUCGUGUCUCAGAGAACCCUCAGUGAUCAGCGGCAGCCAAAGCUAGGUCCUGACGCCGGAGAAAUAUGCAAGCGUCCUAUACGAUGGCAGUCUUUAGUCAUCAGGUGAUCGUUGCAGUCACGAGAACACGGGGAUCAUAUUUGUUGACCAAGAAGCACAGCUGCUCCUCUCUGUCUUCUAAAGCCUAUCUCCACAUCCACCCUCCCCACCACAUCCUUACCCCACUCCCACUCCAACUUUCUCGUUAUGGUUACCCCCACUGCAGCCGAUGCCAUGCCCUUGAUCGUGGUCAUGCCAUUGCCCUGUUUGCCCGCUCUUUGCAUAGUUCACGUGUGUGUCUCCAGGAUCUAAAGCCAGAAGACAGUAAGAGCUCACCUGCUGCUGCACCGGACCCUUCUGCGGCAGCUAAAAAGAACUCUGCAGCCACUGUGUCUCAAUCUCAGGCUGCCUUACCAGCAACAACCAUUGUGGCCCCUGCUGCUCCGGUGCAGGAGAAGGCAGUUGUGAAAAAAUCUCUGUAUCAGAGGGCUGUGGACGAGUUGAAGCAUUAUUACAAUGGCUUUCGGUUACUGGGAAACGACGUUAAAAUUGCAGGGAGGAUGGGGUGGAGGCUGUUACACGGACAAGUCCUUACAAGGAGGGAGAGGAGAAGGCUGAUGAGGACCUGUGCCGACCUCUUCCGGCUGGUUCCCUUCACAGUGUUUAUCGUUGUUCCCUUCAUGGAGUUCCUUCUGCCCGUCUUCCUGAAACUCUUCCCAGAGAUGCUGCCCUCCACCUUUGAGACAGAAUCUAAAAAGGAGGAGAAGCAGACGAAGGGUCUGGCAGCAAAGCUGGAGCUAGCUAAGUUUCUGCAGGAGACCAUUGCAGAGAUGGCCAUCAGGAACAAAGCUAAAGCUCAGUCCGAGAAUGAAACACAGCGCUUCUCCACAUAUGUCCAAAAGGUUCGUGGCACCGGUGAGCAGCCCAAAACAGAAGACAUUGUCCAGUUCUCUAAGCUGUUUGAAGACGAACUCACGCUGGAGCACCUGGAGCGCCCCCAGCUGGUGGCUCUGUGCAAACUGCUGGAGCUGCAGCCCAUCGGCACCAACAACUUGCUGCGGUUUCAGCUGAUGAUGCAGCUGAGGACCAUAAAAUCAGAUGAUGAGAUGAUUUCAGCAGAGGGUGUGGCAGCUAUGAGUGUGUCAGAAUUACAGGCAGCUUGUCACAACCGUGGGAUGAGGUCACUGGGUCUGACCAGUGAUCAGCUACGUGUGCAGCUGCAGCAGUGGCUGGAUCUGCACCUGAAGGAGAACGUCCCUCCCUCACUGCUGCUGCUCUCCAGAGCCAUGUACUUGACUGAGCUCAAACCAAAACCACCAGUCAUCCCACCUGUUCCCAAACUAGAGAAAGCUGCCCCUUCUCCUCCCUCUCCUGCCCUCCCAGUGGAGAACACAGGAGCUAACCCCUCCUCCUCCGUCGGUACUGACAUGUUGGUGGAUCCCGCUCUCAUCAUCAAAGACCGAUCGGUGGAAGAGUUAAGAGACAGAGCUCCCGUGGUCUCAGACGAACAGCUGACACCCGCUGAAGUCCUUCAGGCUAAAGCUGCAACAGAGCUGUCCCAGAAGAGCAAAAUGAGUGUCAACGGUGUGUGAAGAGGAUCCAGGAUCUCUGGAGUGAAGAGGAGAUGGGCGCCAUUCCAUACUUCAUGAGACCUUCUUUUGUUUGAGGUCCUCAACUUGGUUAAAACAAGCUUCUGUUCUGUGUGGAUUAGAAGGAGAAAAGCAAUCUGAACAAAUCUCAUGGGGGAGAGCAGAGUAGAUGUCUACUGGUGUUUUUGCUUCAUGUUAGCAGCAGCAGCUUCCUUGUACCUUACUAUUGUCCACUCCAUUUAUUGUACCUCUCCACUUAACCAGACAGAACUCUUACUAGAUCAUUUUCCUGUAAGUUGAUUUAGACCCAGCCUCAACCGUCUCCUCCUGUAAAUAUGUUGUACAUUUUCCUCCCUGUCUCAUCGCACAGCAGCAGCACCUUUUUACAGUUUGCAAUGCAAAGGCUGAAUAUCUUCUCAAAAUCUUUCUAUUGAAGAUGAAUUAUUCCCUUUUUUUAUUUUCUUUACUUUUAUUUGCCAAACAUUAACUCUUGUUCAGGAUAAAAAU
Cynoglossus semilaevis (tongue sole) is the source of this 2306-nucleotide messenger RNA. RefSeq names its product LETM1 domain-containing protein LETM2, mitochondrial-like. Gene Ontology annotation, cellular component: mitochondrial inner membrane. The record is from RefSeq and is a predicted model, not a curated record. The transcript is spliced from 11 exons. Gene Ontology annotation, molecular function: ribosome binding. Bases 237 to 1802 code for a protein of 521 amino acids. Gene Ontology annotation, biological process: intracellular monoatomic cation homeostasis. NCBI's taxonomy places the organism in Eukaryota, Metazoa, Chordata, Actinopteri, Pleuronectiformes, Cynoglossidae.